Molecule: messenger RNA, 1290 nt
Organism: Necator americanus (New World hookworm)
Lineage: Eukaryota; Metazoa; Nematoda; Chromadorea; Rhabditida; Ancylostomatidae
Exons: 10
Coding region: 1-1290 (429 amino acids)
Biological process (GO): protein phosphorylation
Molecular function (GO): ATP binding; protein kinase activity
Source: RefSeq, a predicted model, not a curated record
AUGACAAAACGGCCUUGCGGUGACGACAAAUCUGUGGUGGAGCCGCCUCCGAAAUCAUCGUGCUUGGAUGCAAGCGAGACUGAUGAUCCGCGUCCACUUCCGGCGUCAAUAAUAACGAUACUCAUCACUCGAAUCCAACAUCAUCCUUGUAUCUGGGAUCACGAUCACGAAUUUUUCGGACAGCGCGAGCAAAUCGACUCUGCUUGGCGUUCAAUCGCUGAACAAACAGACGUGCAAGAGGAUCACGUGCGAAGUCUGUGGAACACUGUCUGGAAUUCGUGCUCGCGUUCCGGUGGUAAUCCCAUAUUUAAUCAGCUCAACAAAAUGUCGUCCACGCAGAGUACGCCGAAGAGUUCACCUGGAGCAAAGCAAAGUCCGCCGCGAAAACGUGAAGUGUGCAAGAAAGUUUCGUGGUCGCGCUACGAUUCGGUGAACAUCUCUGGACACUUAUUGAUGCUUCCACGUCGAUUUGCUAACCUGGAGAUCAUCGAAGCCGGACCCAGUCGGACUGUUUGUUCCGGUGCUGACCUUCUAACAGAAGAGAACGUGAUUAUCCGCAAAACACCGUUAAAGGACCAGGAACAAACAGCUCGCGUCUACCACAACCUGAAAAUGGGACGACUUCUGCCGCAUCCGAAUAUUCUUUCUAUACUGGAUGCAUUCGAAGCUGGGGACAGCUUGUACACCGUGACAGACAUGAUGGACGGGCGAUUGGCCGACAUUGUCGACGAACAUCUGAAUCAUUUUGUCAUUGCGAAAAUCAUCUACCAAUUAUUAUCAGCCCUGGAGCCAUUGCAUUCGAAUGGGUUUCAUCACGGGAACAUCACUCUCAACUCAGUGUUCAUCAACACUGACGCCGUGUUGAAGUUGUCGUCGUAUGGUGAUGUGGCGCAAAAUGUUGCCGAAGAGAAGUUCAGAGAAGAUAUCACAUCUGUCGGCUCCAUUCUGGCCCGUCUGCUGCUCGAGGAGGAGUCUUUCCUAAAACUCGCUAAAAUCAAAAGUCACAAUGACCUCGAAUGGCGCACUAUCCUUCAAGGGAACAGCGAAUCGGGUCUUGUUGAUUUCCACGCUCGAAACAUGCUUUAUCUCCUGCUAGGUGCUCCAUGCACCUUAUCGGAUCUCCUCAGGCAUCCAUACAUGCUUACAUUUCGAAAAAAUGCGGGCAAAGUGCCGCUGAUCGAUGCAGAACACAGAGAUCUCUCCGCGCUCAGCCUCACUGAUAUGCAGGGAUUACUUCGAGAUGAGCUCAAUCGAUACGAGUCACCGAUCUCUCUGCAGGAUGUGCAGUGA